Solea solea (common sole) is the source of this 2776-nucleotide messenger RNA. RefSeq lists its product as uncharacterized. Gene Ontology annotation, biological process: cellular response to lipopolysaccharide; cell surface receptor signaling pathway; immune response. Lineage: Eukaryota; Metazoa; Chordata; Actinopteri; Pleuronectiformes; Soleidae. Gene Ontology annotation, cellular component: external side of plasma membrane. The coding region runs from base 313 to 1149 and encodes 278 amino acids. The transcript is spliced from 4 exons. The record is from RefSeq and is a predicted model, not a curated record.
UUUCCCAGUAAUUGUCCAGACCCUCCGGUUGAGAAUGAAGCGGUAGAUGGACAUUCCCAGUAUUCCCACCGGAAACGACUCUCGGGGCAGUAGUUUCACUUUUCAAAUGACGUUCGUAGCCUGCUGGUUGUGAAAGAGCUGCUCUUCCUUAUUGCUGGCUGUUUUUUUUUUGUUUUUUUUUGUUGUUUUUUUUGUUUUUUUUAACACUUUUACCACAGCAUUGUCAGAGCGCGACAUAAAGAACAAAUAGACGGGACAGUUAGACUCAUUUAAUGGUUAUUGCCACAACUUUUGGAGUAAGUGUCGUUCAACAUGUGGGCACUUCUUCUGGGAUCAAUGAUGGUUUUAAUGGUUUCAGGUGAUACUCACGUGACUCACGUCUCAGCCACCUUAGGGGACACGGUCCUUCUGCCAUGCAACUGCUCAGGCGGAAGUCUGAAAGAGUUUAAGUGGCAAAAGGAAGACCCUGGCAAACUGAUAUACCAUGAUGGUUUCAAACCCAACUUUGAGGACAGAGCCAAAAUCUUUGUGGAUAAGGACAGUAGUGACUGCUCUCUUCAACUGACCAACAUCACAGCUGAUGACCAGGGAACAUAUAGAUGUGCAUUUCAUAUUCAGGAGCUAUAUAACCGUCGUUUCAUUGAGCUAAACAUUUCUGCAAACUACCACGUUUGUCAAAAAAAGCUGAACGGUGAUGCAAGUGAGGGGGUUUUCGAGUGUGAAGUAGAAGGACGCUACAGAGAAGCUAAGAUUCAGUGGUUUUUGGAGGGAAAGCUUCUUACAAAUUCCCCCACAGUUAUAAUCCACACACACCCUGUAGCCCCUGAUGCCAGUGGCAGCUACCGUUUCAAGAGCAAACUCAUCACUCCCUUCAGUUUGACUUCGGAGCCUAAAUGUGACGUGAAGACCGAAGGCAUAUCUCCUAAUGUUAGCGACUUCUGCGAAGUCAGAUCUGGUCACUUGAAAGAACACCCACCACAAUACUCCAUGUUGUGGUUUACAAUCAUCCCCGUCGUAUUGGUACUAUUCAUCCUGGUCCUCUGGUGCCGCCGUCAUCACAAUCAGCAGGAAAUGAAAUGUCAUGCCAGUUUCGCUCGUCUUGAUUUACAGUCAGUAAAUCUUCAAGGAGUGGAGAUUGACAACUGCUAGACAAACAAGGUGAAUUCCAUUUUAAAAAUUGUAAAAACACUAUAUAAAUAAAUGUGGUAUCAAACCUGUACAGAUACUUUACACGCUGUGUGGCACUGGCCAGUUAUGGUGUUUUCUAAACUAAACCCCCUCCCUCUUUUGAGGCUAACUCCACCUAAUGCUUGAUUUUGAAAAAUGCCAAGAAAUUGGCUGAGAGGAGGAGGGAGGGAGGAAGAGUGUGAAACUGUGCAAGAGGUUUGGUCUGAUAGUGAAAUCUUACACAGAGAGGUGUCAAUGUUUAACAUCCCCACCACUAACAAGGAACUCCAUGAGAUGAGUCACUCGAUCACUCACACCACGCUUCAAGCAGUGGUGAGAGAAAGGCUCAGGUGUUUACAACAGAGUGACUAAAGCUUGUACCAGUGAAGCAAGCAUGGGCUGAGAAAGCAAGUGGCAACAUUUUAAUGUUGCUGGUGUUCGACCAGAGAGGCAGAAGAUAUGCUGAUUUUUGUCACAACAUGUAUAACUUCACGACACCAAACUGUGAAGAUUUGCAGAUGAAUAUUUAGAUCACUUGACCAUUUGUAUCAUAUUAACUACACAAGUUUAUGAGACCUAUAUCUUAUCAACACGAUCAAGUAUUUCCUUUAAAACAUUUUCAUAAUAAAUAUCGUCUGUGGUCAAACAAUGCAUAAUCACAAAAAAUAUUAAUUAUAUAACAGUAAAACGUGUUAAAAAUGUGUGUAUCAAAUUAGAUUUCUCUGAUUUUGAUUUUCUCUUCUCUGAACAUUCAUUUCUGUAACGUAAUUUGCAUCAUGCCUUCAUGCCAAAAUUUGUUUCGAUUUCUAAAAUGAACUUUGUUGUCAGCAAAACGUUGCCAAAAAUGCCCAACGUAUCAAAUGAUAUGCAAAAAAUAUCUCAUCACAUUUUUGGGAUUUUGUUAUUAUAUGUAAAAAACUAAAUUUUGAUUUUUCGUGUCAGACAGCAGCAGUUAUUAUGUACAGGGUUAAGUCAUUAUACAGUCAACAAGAUAUUUUCCGAUUAAUAUAACAUAUAACAAGAGUUUCAGAUAUACAGCAGCAUUUAUUAUGUACUUAAUGUGAGACAUGGCCACCGUGAACAAAACCACCAUCUGUAAGAUCCAUUUUUUCAACUUCCGUAUGUCUUUUAUUAUGACUGAGCUAUAUCAUAAAACUGAGCCAUUAAAUAUGAUUACAUGUGCCCAUCAGGUGUUUUUAAAUCUUACAAAUGUAUGUUAUAUCCCUUGCCUAUUCCCACUUACAUAAUUGCGAUAUAUAUGUGCAAUGCAAGUGUUAAUGAAAUGGGAAUGAUACUCUCUACUGUUUAUUUUUGUAGAGGAUCACUGACAGGCCUCUUUGCUCAUACACCAGUGUGACAAAAACAAAAACACGAAAAACCCGCUUAAAGUGAAGCAAGCUGUUCAAAGGUGAAGCACAUUUUGACAAGUCACAGUCAAAAUGGCUGCUGUGCAAUAACAUGUGACUAUGUGAAUGUGGAGAUUGACCGAAUGCUAGCUUAAAAUAAUAAUAUCAGUCCUUUCAUAACCUUCAUAAUCCUUUUCCCCAACAUGUUUCGACUGGUUAUAGGAACGUACACGGGGAACGUUUGAAUAUUUUUUUUGAGUCAG